Nezara viridula (southern green stink bug) is the source of this 3177-nucleotide messenger RNA. The record is from the annotation of a GenBank genome assembly. Lineage: Eukaryota; Metazoa; Arthropoda; Insecta; Hemiptera; Pentatomidae.
CUCGUGCGGGUUAUAACCUGUCUUAUUGACUCCUUUGUAUUCAACUGAUGAUAGUUAUGCUUAAAGUGCCUUUGUCUAUUAUUUUGAGUGAAUUUAAAUAUUUUAUUUAUUACACAUCGAAUUGCAUUAAUGUCCUAGUGUGUGCUGCUUUAUUGAAUAUUCUGGAAUGUUUAGAGAAUUACAGGACUAGGUAAAAGUUUACAAAAAAAUAAGACAGAAUAAUAUGUAUUUAAUGUGAUAAGUUGAAAUUCUGCAUUAUAGCCCGUUAUUCGAAACUUUGAUGGUGUGCUUGGAGAAAGGAGAAUUCUCCUUCUCCUGCCAUUUUGUUGCCACUGAUUUAAGUAUUUGAGGUAUUGUAAAAAUGUCCUUAAGACAAUUGAAAUUCAAGCCAAAGUUACAGCUUAACACAGCUGCAAAAAACAAGAGUGAUGACAACAAUAGCAGACCAACUAUUAAGGCUGCUUGUAGCAACAAAAAUGAUGAAUCAUGUAAUACAAAUCCAUUAGUUGCUGAAGUCUUACCAGAAAAAGAAAUAAAUGGAGAGAAGGAAACCUGUAAAGAGGCAACUGGUUUGAAGAAGGAUAAUGUAUCUGUAUCACUCAAUGAUUCCGAAGCAGGUGAUAUCUUAUUAAGUCUUAGUAAAUCUGUUGACAAUGCCUCUGGAAGUGUUGUUGAAGAUAUCAGUACCAAGUCAAUUUCAAACAAUCACAGUAAUGCAAUACCUUUUGUCUUAAAAGCUGAUUUACUUCUUAAUGCCGCAUCACAAAGUGUUGGUUGCUCAAACAUGUCAUUUGAUAACCUUAAUGGAAUUUCAUCCAACACAACUACACCUGUUUCUCAAUUUCAAAACAAAUCAAUUAAUGGGUUGGAGAUACAAGCUGGUUCUGAUUCAGAAGAUGAUGUUGAUUCUUCUAUCUUAGACGACGAUUCCAACAGAAAAACAAAAUUGAUCAAUUACGACAUUUUGAACAAAAUAUCUUCUAAAAGCAGUCAGAAAGUAAAUUUGCAAAGUCAUGACAUCCAUAAUAUAGUUGAUAAAGAAAGUCAAGAAGUUUUGCUGAAUGAUGAAGAUAAAACUACUUUAGAUGACUCAAAAAAAAUAAUUAAUGACAACAAAAGACCGGAAAAAAACAAAAGUCUGGAAUGUGAAGUGGACGAUUCUUGCUCUGUAAAAGUUUCUAAAGUUCUUAAUAAAGAAAAUUUAGAAUUAUCCAAAAAUAAUAAGCUGGCCAUUUCUGCUAAAAGUAAUUAUGGAUCAAAAACAAACAAAAGGAAGAAAUAUGAAGGGAAAAAUACUAAUUCAAGCCCUAGUAAAGUUAGUAACCAUCAAAGAGUUAAUUUUAAACCUAAUGUGGCUGCACUAGGAAAAAUCAGAAGACCAGAAAAAUUUACUACAUCCUCAUACAGUAAAAUGGGAUCGUUAGCUAAAGAGCAAUUUCUUAAAAAAUUUGGGAAACAUCAAGAACCAGAUACUUCAAAACUUACUAUGAUGGAUUUAAUUUUCUACAAUCCUUCAACAAAUCCAAUGCCACAAUCUUCAGACAAAAAGCUUCUUAACACAUUGAACAACUCUGGAAACACAGAAAAAGUGGAGGAGAAAAUUGUUGAUAUGUCAGCCGAGAAAGAGAGUAAUGAAAAUAACAGUGAGGAAACAGAUGAAAAUGCUGAUGAAGUCUUACCUGUUCCACAGUUAAAAAUUUCUGCUGAUGGGAAAGUGAUAGUAGCUCAAGAGAGUUUGGUUAUAAAACCAUCUAAUAAUUUGGAGAAUUGUACCUUUGAAACUGUUAUUGACAGUGAAUUAAAAAAAAGGAAGCCUGUCAGAAAUCCUAAUCGUUGUGGUUGGUCGCACCUAGAUACUAUCAAAUUUUAUAAGGCUCUUAAUUCAUUAGGAUGUGAUUUUGAAACUAUGCAAUCAAUUUUUCCUGAUAGGUCAAGAAAAAAUUUGAAAAGCAAAUUUAAAAAAGAAGAAAAAUUACAUGGAUCCCUUAUUAAUAAAGUUCUGAGUCGUCAUUCUGAAUUUGAUUUAACUAAUGUUGUACGUGAACUUGAAAUCGAUACAGUGUACAAAGAUACUAUUAAAACAUAUGGAAGAGGUUUUACAGAGACUGAGAAGCGUUCGAAAGGAAGAAAAAAAUCCUUGUCAUCAGUUGUAGCUGGAAAAUCUUCUAAGAAGGAAGACUGUGAUGAAUCAGAUGAUUCUAUUUCUGAUGAAGAAUUUGGCAAAAAGAAAAAGAAAGUAGAUCUAGCUGUAUUAUCAAAGAUGUCAAAAGUUCUGGGUUUAAUUGACGAAAAUAAUAAGCCUAUGCUAGAAGUUGAUAAUAAGUUAUCCAACUCUGAAUCUAGUGAUAUAUGUAAUUCAAAUGAAACUGGAACAACUAAAAGAAAAAGAAGAAAAUUGAGAGAGUACGUGGAAGUGGAAAGUGAUUCUGACUUUGAAAGAGAUAUAGAACCAUCGGUUAAUAAAAAUGAUAAUCCAGAGAAAAACGCUGAUAAUCAGCCUUCACGAAGAACUUCUAGAAUUAUAUCAAACCGCAAGAAGACAAAGCCUCCUCCUAAAAGGAUAGUGUUACGUCUUGAAGGAUUAAAUGAUUUCAAUGACGUGUCUGUCAAGGAAUCUCAACCCGAACAUCAAACAGAAAUAAUAAAUGAUAAUCAUAUUGUAAUAAAUACUAAUAUUGAAUUUGAAAAUGUCAAAUAUACUAGAUACAUAAGCUAUAAUUCAGAGAAUCUUGAGAACCCUAUUGAAAUUAAUGAAACAGUUGCUCAUGUUGACUGAUGGAAUUUUAUUUAACAUUUAAGGUUAACUUUACUUAUUUCUUCCGUGAAGAAAUUAAUUCACUUGGUGCUUUCAUCAUCAGCUAUUUGUUAAAAAGCUGGGAUCUGGACAAUCCCUUGUGGAUUGAUCUUUAUAUAUUUUCUUCUCUCUUUAUGCUUUAUUUAGUAGUAUUGUUUAGAAAACGAUAAAGCUCUAUAAAGAGAGGCAGAAAAUGGGCUAAUGCCUGUGUAAGGUGGGCCAUAAGAAGAGCAGAAAGUCAAAUGUGUUAGUGGUGUUGCUUUAACAUGCCAAAUGUUUUAACAUUCCUUCUGCUUCAGUUUUGUAUACCAAAUAUUAUGCUGCAAAUUAAGAAAUCAAAUUACAUUUAAAGUUCUUUAUGUAUUUAAUUAUUUAUAUAUUAA